CAGCUGGAUGAACGCGCGACUGCGCAGCAGCAAAAGUCUUGAGGGGAAAACCUGGUGGUUUUUACAGCGGGGUUUUCCUUAAAAACGUUGGAAAUACUCAGAUUUUUCUUUCAAAUUUUCAUUUUGUAAGUUUCUUUCCUAGUUUUUUUUUUUUGUUCCUCCGUGAGUGUAAACUUCGGAUUAUUUGGAUAAAAAAGAUUUAAAACAUUUGAAGGGAGUUUUUUCCCUUUGAAUCUCGCGUGUGAUCACCUGUACAGACAGGAGUGUGUGGACUGGAGCAGUGUGAGCUCAGUAUCAGACUGUGGUUCAGUUGGACAGACGAGUCUCCGGUGCCAACGCCUUUCUCCUCUCUUCUGUUUCUCCGCUUCUCCUCGGCUGGAAACUUCAGCUCACACCGACCUUUGACGGCGUCUGACGGCGUUUCCCUUCAACUAAUGAGCUGCUGAAACGACAGUCAGAGAAAAGAAGUUUUAAAAAGUGAAAAUGGGCUGCACGAUCAGCGCCGAGGACAAAGCUGCGGUGGAGAGGAGUAAAAUGAUUGAUAAAAACCUGCGGGAGGACAGAGAGAAAUCCUCCAGAGAGGUCAAACUGCUUCUUCUCGGUGCUGGGGAAUCUGGGAAGAGCACAAUAGUAAAGCAGAUGAAAAUCAUUCAUGAAGAUGGUUACUCAGAAGAGGAGUGCAAGCAGUACAAAGUGGUGGUGUACAGCAACACCAUCCAGUCCAUCAUGGCCAUCAUCAGGGCCAUGGGACGGUUAAAGAUAGAUUUUGGGGAUGCUGCACGGGCGGAUGAUGCCCGCCAGCUGUUUGUCCUGGCGAGCUCAGCAGAGGAAGGGGUGAUGUCGGCAGAGCUGACCGGCGUGAUUCAGAGACUGUGGGGCGACGCUGGAGUUCAGACGUGCUUCGAUCGAUCACGAGAGUACCAGCUCAAUGACUCUGCUUCAUACUACCUUAAUGACUUGGACAGGAUCUGUCAGCCGAACUACAUCCCAACUCAGCAGGACGUGCUGCGUACACGUGUGAAGACCACUGGCAUCGUUGAAACUCACUUCACCUUCAAAGAUCUCUACUUCAAAAUGUUUGAUGUCGGCGGUCAACGCUCGGAGAGGAAGAAAUGGAUCCAUUGUUUUGAGGGAGUCACAUCUAUCAUUUUCUGUGUAGCACUCAGUGACUACGACCUCGUCUUGGCUGAGGAUGAGGAGAUGAACCGCAUGCAUGAGAGCAUGAAGCUUUUCGACUCCAUCUGCAACAACAAGUGGUUCACGCUCACCUCCAUCAUCCUCUUCCUCAACAAAAAGGACUUGUUUGAAGAGAAGAUCGGCAGGAGUCCACUCACUAUCUGCUACCCAGAAUACACAGGUGGGGACUCAUACGAGGAGACUGCAGCUUAUAUCCAGUGCCAGUUUGAAGACCUAAACAAACGAAAGGACACCAAGGAGAUCUACACCCACUUUACCUGUGCCACAGACACCAAGAAUGUGCAGUUUGUGUUUGAUGCCGUGACCGACAUCAUCAUCAAGAUCAACCUGAGCGAGAUCGGGCUGUACUAAAGCUUCAGGCCCUGCAGGUGUCAGGAGCAGAAAUAGGACUUCUGGGCUGGUAUGUCUUGUCUGCAGAGGGCGAAUUGGAAAGUAGGUGUUACUAAGAACUGAGCUGGUGGCCAUGCUGCAUUUAGGACCUAAAUUCCACAAUUUGGGGACUUGAUACUAUGAUUACGUUUGUCUUAAUAGAUGUUAUGAUGCAGAGCAUACUGGAGAAAGUGAUAUGUGGGGGAGGCUUGUGAAAUGAGGGUCACUGUGAGAUAUGUGGAAUCCUGUUAUAUUUAAGACCUGUGCAACAGUCUGGGGCUGGCAGGUAAAGCCCCCUCAGAAAGUCUGUCUGUCUCAUGUACAAGGACCAAAAGAGCCUGUUCAUCAAAUCCAUCACUGCAUUUCACUGUUUCACAGAUGACGAGUUAAUUCUGUUCACUUUUUUCUGUUGCAUCUUCUCUUAGCUUGAGUCUGUAUCACACCGCUUUUAUUGAAUAUUUGUUACAUUUCGUUUUAAUUUUGGAGUAGCAAUUAUUUAGUAUUACCAUUUUUGGAUGUGUGAAUGCAAUAACUUAUGUAUGGAGAGGCGUUUUGUGUGAGCAGUUUUUGUAAAUAUACAUAACGUAUCAUUUUGGGUCUGGGAUUAGUUUGCAAGAGUGUAAUGAACUCAGUAGCAACACAGCUGUCUACAUAGUUAAUUAUUAACUAGACAACAUUGUACUGAACAAUAUUUUUAUACAUGAGACACAUCAUUGGAAAUCAUUUUGUGAAGGGAGAUCUUGACUUCCCAUAGGAGUUUGAAUAUAAGUAGGUAUUUUUUUAAUCAUGUAGAUAUCAGUGAAGAUGAAAACAUUGAACAAAAAAAUGGGUUAGUUUGAUAUAGCCACAGGCUGUAUUUUCUUUGGCUGCAGCUGUCACAUAAUAUUUAGGAAGUCAUUUGCUGAACUACAGAAUACUGUAGCAGAGCAGAGUUUGGGUCAGUCACUUCCUGCACCGAGGAAUCCUGGUAGAAAUCAUUCCUGAAGGUUCAAGUCGAGCUUUCUGAACAUUGCCGCAGUUGUAAUUUUCAUUUCAACAUCAUUAAAUGAUGGCACAACA
Plectropomus leopardus (leopard coralgrouper) is the source of this 2625-nucleotide messenger RNA. RefSeq names its product guanine nucleotide binding protein (G protein), alpha inhibiting activity polypeptide 3 (gene gnai3). Gene Ontology annotation, molecular function: G-protein beta/gamma-subunit complex binding; GTPase activity; G protein-coupled receptor binding. Gene Ontology annotation, cellular component: heterotrimeric G-protein complex; cytoplasm. Gene Ontology annotation, biological process: adenylate cyclase-modulating G protein-coupled receptor signaling pathway; G protein-coupled dopamine receptor signaling pathway. NCBI's taxonomy places the organism in Eukaryota, Metazoa, Chordata, Actinopteri, Perciformes, Serranidae. The record is from RefSeq and is a predicted model, not a curated record.